AAGGAUGCGUGAGCAGGAAAUGGAGAGGCUGGAGAGACAGAGGCUUGAGACCAUCCUGAAUUUGUGUGCCGAGUAUAAUAAGAGUGACCCUUCGGUGGGCGUGGACACAGGGAGGGCGUGUCAGUUUCCAGGGAUGGAGGAGGUCUCUGUUCGGCGACCUGGCCCUGACCCUGUGAGUGUGCUGGCCCAGAGCUCUCGCAGACAGAGAGAGAGUGAGGAGGAGAAUCUGAAAGAGGAGUGUAGCAGCACUGAGAGUCAGCACCAGGAGCAUGAAGAUACUUCAGUGCUGGGGCAGCAGGAGAGAGCAUAUCUGGAGGAAGAGCGGCUCAGGGUUAUGGCUCGAGUGGACGAGCUGAAGACUCGUGUCACUGACCUGGACCAGCAGAUACAGGAGUCUAGACAAGAGGCAGAGAUGGAGAGGGCAUUACUGCAGGGGGAACGGAGGGCGGAGCUUGAUCAAGUGGAGGCAGAGCUGGAGAUCAUCAAUCAACUUCAGCUGAAACUGAAUGAAGUGGAAAAUUCAACUCCGAGGGAGAAAGAGAAGGAGAGAGCAAAAGUCUCAGCUGAGCGGGAUGUCCUGGCCAGGCUGAGGGAUUCGUACAGUGAGCUGAAGGGCCAGCUUCAUAAAUGCCCCGAAUCACUGAGGGAGCACUUACAGGAACAGCUGACCAGGGUCAGUGUGUGCUUUGAUACUGCCCGAGAGAGUCACAAUGACUAUCAAAUGAAUACAACUACUUCACUUCAAAGAGAAGCAGGAGAAAAGAAAGAAAAAAGUAGAUUCAAAUAA
Molecule: messenger RNA, 787 nt
Organism: Sinocyclocheilus grahami
Lineage: Eukaryota; Metazoa; Chordata; Actinopteri; Cypriniformes; Cyprinidae
Product: pleckstrin homology-like domain family B member 1
Exons: 6
Coding region: 5-787 (260 amino acids)
Biological process (GO): regulation of microtubule cytoskeleton organization
Cellular component (GO): basal cortex
Source: RefSeq, a predicted model, not a curated record